AUACUAUGUCUAUGGUUCUAAGAAAUUAGCCUAGUGCAAUGUGCAAUCAUCGAAUCUGUGUGAUUGGCAUUGAAUAUUUCUGAUUUUUUCUUGUUCAACAUUGCUCAUAUAUGAAUAAAUAAUCUGAUAUUACAUUAUACACAGUUUAUGUUAUGAUAUAAUACCGGUUAGCCACUUUUAUCUUGAAGAUAAUUCCAAAUAAAAACAUAUAUAAUCGAUUGUUUUAUUUAAACUAUUAAAUUAUCGAACAUUAUGAGUAAUAGUAUGAGGACUACAAUUUUAAAAAAGAUUACAAAAUCCUUACAAAGUGAUAAUAAUAUAAACAUAUUUGAUAUUGCAUCUUAUUUGCAUUUUAAAACACAGAAAACAAAUGGAGUCUAUUCUUAUUUACUUCCAUUAAAAACCAGACAAUAUGAUAUGCAAAAUAAAGUACAUAAUAUCAUAGAUAAUGAUUCAAAUAGUAUUUUUAAUGUCAGUAUAGAAAACAAUGCAAUAUCCUUCAAUUUUUCCAGAGAGAAGUGCAUUAAAGAAAUUUUGGAAUGUAACUGUUUUACAGUAUCAGCUCCAACUUUUGUCAAUAAUAAAAAAAAUGUAAUAGUGGAGUUUAGUUCACCUAAUAUUGCCAAACCCUUUCACUUAGGACAUCUAAGAUCCACAAUAAUAGGAAAUUACAUUGCUAAUAUCAACAAUUUUGUAGAAAAUAACGUCAAGAAAAUAAAUUACUUAGGUGACUGGGGCACGCAAUACGGUCUAAUUCAAUUGGGAAUUGAUAUGGCAGAUAUUAGUGAGGAUGAAAUGAAAAAGAGUCCUAUAAAAGCGUUAUAUACAGCUUAUGUUACUGCCAAUAAAUUGGCUGAAACAGAUUCGUCUAUAUUAGAUCGUGCAAGAGAAAUAUUUAAUGACUUGGAAACUGGCAUAGGAAUCACAUAUGAACAAUGGAAAGCAUUCAAACAAUAUACUAUCGAAGAAUUGAAAAGGACUUAUGGUAGAAUUGGUAUCACAUUUGACGAGUAUCAUUGGGAAUCUAUGUAUAGUGCCAAGAAUAUGGAGAAAAUAAUUAUGUUAAUGGAGAAAAUGCAGUUAUUAAUAACAGAUGAACAAAAUAGAAAAGUUGUACAUCUAGAAAACGGUAAAAUCGUUCCUUUAAUCAAAAGCGACGGUUCUACUCUAUAUAUAGCUAGAGAUAUUGCAGCAGCUAUCGAUAGAUUUGAAAAAAAUAAUUUUGACUGUAUGUAUUACAUAGUGGAUAAUACUCAAGCCGAACAUUUUUUAAACCUGUUGGAGAUAUUGAGACAAAUGAAAAUGCCAUGGGUUGAAAGAUUGAAACAUGUAAAAUUUGGUCGAUUACAUGGUAUGCGUACGAGAAAGGGAAACAUAAUGUUUUUAGAAGAUAUCUUGAACAUCACUAGAGAUAUCAUGAAACAGAAACAAUUAGAUUCGCCUACCACCAAGGUUCAUCUAGAUUCGGCAGAUAAUAGUUCGGAUAUAUUAGGCAUUUCUGCGAUAAUAAUUAACGAUUUGAAGAAGAGACGACAACGGGAUUACACAAUCGAUUUAAAUGCAGCAUUUGAUUUGAAAGGGGACACUGGUGUGAAGCUGCAAUACACUCACUGCCGACUCGUUAACUUGAAGCGCAAUUGCGGCGUUGCCUUACCUUCGGAAUGCGAACCAAGCCUUUUACGAGAAGAAGUUGUCGAUGAUUUAAUCGUAUUAAUUGCCAAAUUCGAAGAGAUAGUAUUGAAAUCAUACGAAGAAAUGGAACCGUGCAUAUUAACGGGAUAUCUUUUUCAUUUAAGCCACGCAAUUAAUAAGGCCUUCAAAAUGUUGAGAAUAAAAAAUGAAUCACCUGAUGUUGCUAGUCAAAGACUGUUGUUAUUUCAUGUUGCUAGAAAUGUCCUCGCACAAGGUAUGAAAUUACUUGGUCUAAUGCCUCUGGAGCAAAUGUAACGCUGUGAAAAGAUGGUGAGUCAAAACACAACGCAUUGUUUCUAAUCUCGUUGCUAUUGUGGAAACUAUAUAUUGUAAAAUAUACACGCGGAAUAAUUUUUUUUUUUUUUU
This is a messenger RNA of Formica exsecta, 2058 nucleotides long. RefSeq names its product probable arginine--tRNA ligase, mitochondrial (gene ArgRS-m). The record is from RefSeq and is a predicted model, not a curated record. Gene Ontology annotation, biological process: arginyl-tRNA aminoacylation; mitochondrial translation. The coding region runs from base 253 to 1947 and encodes 564 amino acids. Lineage: Eukaryota; Metazoa; Arthropoda; Insecta; Hymenoptera; Formicidae. Gene Ontology annotation, cellular component: mitochondrion. Gene Ontology annotation, molecular function: arginine-tRNA ligase activity; ATP binding. The transcript is spliced from 5 exons.